AUGGAUGUUCAUGCCGAUGAUGGGGGCAGCUAUCGUGAUGUCGAGUACAAGCUGGAGCUUUUGGUUUCGUGUCCAUCAAACGAGUUCCUACCCUCGAACGGCUCCUCGACCGUGGCGAGGACAGUCAAACGUGUGGACAGUGUCUCUGGUCCUUGCGGCUUCACGCUGUUGGUGUUGAAAGGAACCAUCGUCCUCGCUACUCAAUUUGGUGGAUGUGAUGCGUAUGACGGGGACAAGAGCGAUCACUUUGUUGAUGCACCGAAUCUCUAUAUUGUGAAGGACAAACAUGCUGCCCAGCUUGGGCCUGGCGCACACAUUUAUGGCACAUUUGGACUUCAUGAGGCUGAGAACAUUCCAGCUCAAGACUGA
Messenger RNA from Penicillium canescens, 369 nucleotides. RefSeq lists its product as uncharacterized. The record is from RefSeq and is a predicted model, not a curated record. Bases 1 to 369 code for a protein of 122 amino acids. NCBI's taxonomy places the organism in Eukaryota, Fungi, Ascomycota, Eurotiomycetes, Eurotiales, Aspergillaceae. The transcript is spliced from 3 exons.